AUGGUGCCACAAUUUUUAAAACUUUUUCUCUUAAGCCUACCGGCUCUGGUGGCAAGCCAGGCACCAUCAACCCAUGUCUCUGUGUCGUUUUCAACCUCUUCAUCUUCUUCUGAAGCCCACAGCGAUAGUGCUCAGGUGAAAUUCAGCACUGACAUCGCUAACAACACUACCGUGAUUGCCAACAACACUACCACGAUCGCCAACAACACUACCAUGAUCCCCGAGGUGGGAGGUGGCAAUAGUACCCACAAUACCACCUCAAGCUCGAAAUCGGCGGGCGGGAGGAAGCUUGCUGGUUAUUACCCCGUUUAUAACUCUGACGGACAGCCGCUUUCCGAGCUUAGAUAUGACCUUUACGAUGAGAUAAUAUUCUUUGUAGCGACAACCAACGAUAACUUUACACUUGGCACCUAUCCUUUGGGCCAAAAUGAAUGGGACUCUUUGGCUUUCGAAUUUGUCAAGAACUGUAAAAACAACUCGGUCACGCCUACCUAUGCAGUUGGAGGCUGGGGAGGCUCCAGGUACUUCUCAGCUCUCGCAGCAACUGCAGAGAACCGGACAGCGUUCGCCGAUUCAACCAUUAGCUUUGCCAAGAAGUACGGCUUCGAAGGAAUAGAUUUUGAUUGGGAAUAUGCUAGCAUUCAAGGAAUUGGCUGUAACAUCGUCAAUGACGCAGAUGUACAGAACCAGCAAUUGCUUUUCAAGGAAGUUAAAAGUAAAUGGCCCGAAGGGAAGCUGUCUACAGCCCAGAGCAUCGCGGGUAUCAGGGACGCCAACUACCAAAAAUUACCAGCCUCUAACGUCACUCUUAUGGCUCAAGUUGUCGACGAAGUGAGAAUUAUGGCCUACGACGUUCACGGUAGCUUCACCAAAACCACUGGACCGAACGCGCCAAUCAAGGCUGCAUGUGCCGAUCCUGAAAACCAGCUAUCGGUUGAGACUGCCAUUGAAAUAUAUCUCAAGCAAGGCUUCAAGCCCGAGCAAUUAACCCUGGGCAUUCCAGGUUAUGCAAAGUCUUGGACCUUGGCCAAGCCUGAGCUCACACCCAGAGUCGCUGGAGGCAGAUACGAUGACCAACCUGGUCUGGAUGUUUGUGGUCAAAGAACUGGUCAUGGUGGCUCCUGGCUUGUUAAUGAAUUAGUCUAUGCCGGUUUCUUGAGUGAAGAUGAAACUAGUGGUGGGAAAGGUUACAAGAGAUACUACGACGAUUGUUCCGGAGAGCCUUUCCUCGCUAGCGAAACCACUUUGAUAACCUACGAUGAUACCGCAAGUACUGUGGCCAAAGUGGCAUACGCCAAUUCCAAAAACUUGGGAGGCGUGUUCUUCUUUGACACCAUGGGGCCAAGGGACAAAACACUUGAGGCAGCCAAAACUGCUUUGCUCAACUAG
Puccinia triticina is the source of this 1389-nucleotide messenger RNA. RefSeq lists its product as uncharacterized. The record is from RefSeq and is a predicted model, not a curated record. The coding region runs from base 1 to 1389 and encodes 462 amino acids. NCBI's taxonomy places the organism in Eukaryota, Fungi, Basidiomycota, Pucciniomycetes, Pucciniales, Pucciniaceae. Gene Ontology annotation, cellular component: extracellular region. Gene Ontology annotation, molecular function: chitin binding; chitinase activity. The transcript has 12 exons. Gene Ontology annotation, biological process: chitin catabolic process; carbohydrate metabolic process.